CUAACUAUAUUAUGGCUGUGCGUGCGCCCAUGGAACAAUGCUCCGAUUUUUCUUUUCUUAGCGAGUCCGCCCCCGGCACCACCGUCGAUGAUCUCGUAGACCAGCUCACCAUGCCCGAUUAUGCAAGCCUGGAUGUUUCGAACUCCUUUUUUAGAAAAAAACAAGAAAAACUCUUAUCUGGAAAUGCAUGACCCGAUAACGACAGACCAUAUUGCACGGACAAAGGUGUUUCUGUUGAUCUACCGCAAAUUCAUGCGUCCGCGCGAACUCCUCGAGAUGUUCAUUGCGCGUUUCGACGCGCUGCAGGACUCUGCCGAUGACGAGGAUAUGGAGGCCAACAAGACACGACUAAGGAUUUGUUCGUGUCUUUACUAUUGGUUCAAGGAUCAUCCGAACGAUAUUCUCCAUCGCCAGACUCGGCAGCGCGUGGUUACAUUCCUACGUGAGCGUGUCGCGCUGUUUCCAUAUCUAAACCAGUACUACAUCCAGCUACUAUCCCUAUCCUCGAUCCAUUAUUUCAACACCUGGCGAUGGCCACACCCGGACCAUGGUGAUCAUGCCAGUGUGUCCUCGCGUGCGUCCUCUAUCUCUGGCACACAUAUCUCGGCCUCGGUCUCGUCGGUCUCGGACGAUGACUCGGAUUCGGGCUUCCCGGACACGGGCAGCGUCCAUAGCGAGGAGGAAAUGGACGAGGACCGCGAGUGGGGACUGGUGGACGAGGAUGAAGUCCCGUUCGAGCAUAUCGAGACCAACGGGAACACAGGUCCUGGCAGCAAGAAGAACUCGAUGAACCUGGACAGCCUUACGGCGCUUGUGCACCCGGUCUUGGUGGGCAGUGGCGCGAUUAAUAGUCGGCCACAUUCAAAGACACUAUUUCCGAAUCAUUAUGUGCUGGGUCGGGAUCGUCGAUCGAGCACUGGAUCGUUUGCGCAAUCGCCGUGCGCUAUGGAGACGUUUGUCGCAGGACGCAGGGGUUCGGCGUCGUCGGUUUCGUCAAAUCCGGGACCGUUCACGAUCACGUCGCCAAUAGUUUACCUUCAGCAACAGCAACAGCAACAGCAACAGCAGCAGCAGCAGCAGCAGUCGGGGCCAUACGCGAUGACAGCGAUGGUGGGGUUUCCGGAGGGCGAGGGGUUGCCACUACAUACGCCGCCGAUGGGUCCGAUCCCGCUCAUUGGCAAGAGGAGUAGCAGCCAGUCCUAUCGUCAGCAGCGGAAUAUAUUGGUCAACCAGCCAGGGGUGAUCACAACAUCGCCAUCACCGGGAUUGGUUCAGUCCGCGCCUAUGCCUAUGCUCGGAAGUGUAGCGCAGGGGUCGUAUUCGACACCGAUGUUGGCCUCUGCGCCGAUCUCGACGCUCGGACCUGCGGCACAGUCGACGUGCACUUUGGUAGGGUCAGAAGCACAGGGGCCGAUUGCUGCGGUGACGAAGGCGGCGUUGAGCUUCAAGGAUACGAUGGACGAGAAGAUGUAUCCGUUUACUCAGCAGCAGCAGCAGCAGCAACACCAUCAUCAUCAUCAUCAUCAUCAUGGAAAGAUACCGCAUUGUUCAUGGCUGCACUUGAGCUCUUCGCCUAUGGAUCAUCAUGCAUCGGUAGUGGCGUUCUUGGAGAUCAAAGAUACGACGAUUGCGGAUCAGCUCACUUGUAUGGAGUACAAACUUUUCAGGAAGCUGAAGCCGAGAGAUAUGCUCCGACAGGUGUGGAAGACCAAGAAGGGAUCGGUAGCGUUUCAGGGAUGUAUCAAGCAUUUCAAUUUCAUCUCGUCGUGGGUUGGCACGAUGACCCUACUGUCGCCGAAGGCCAAGCACCGCGCCAGGAUGAUGGAGAAGUUCAUCUCUAUUGCCAAGAUUCUGCGCGACAUGGGUAACUUCAACACGACGAUGGCGAUUAUCGGCGCGAUGAACUCGUCCUCGAUCCACCGCCUCUCCCAAACCCGGGAAUUACUCCAGAGCAAAGAGAUCUGGAACACGUUCAAGGAAUUGGAGCACCUGAUGAGUUCCGAACGCUCGUUCUUUGAGUACCGAGCCGCGCUGCGCACGUCCAGGACCCCAUGCAUCCCUUAUCUCGGGGUCCAUCUCGGGGAUUUGUUCUCGAUUGGCGAGGGCAACCGGGACUUUCGACAGGACGGGACAUUGCAUUGGCAGAAAUUCGUGUUGAUGACGGACGUGAUCUCGAUGGUGGUCUCGUUCCAACAGGGGUCCGAUCAGGUCUAUGGGAAGAUCCAGUUCGACCCCGAGAUCGCCAGGGUGAUCGUGGAUAGGCAGGUCUUGGACGAUGAGGCCAUGUACACGAAAUCGGUGGCGGUGGAGCCGCCGGGGAACGGGAAGUUGAGUCAUUCGAAGAGUCUGAGCAAAUUCGCGUUCUUUUGAGAGACGACUCGAAGGAACCUCCCCCCCCCCUCCUCUCCCCUUCCCUCGUUUGAACGACCUUUUUUUUUUUUGUGCUUUUACUUUGUUUGAUGACCGUUGUAUGCUUCUCUUGGAUCGGAUGCGUUUCAAAGGGAAGGUUGUAUAUAGUCCCAUGUAAUAUUUUCCACACCCUCUCAUUCAUCUUCUGUAAUAUAUCCGCAAUAACGAUACGACAAUAGUAGUAGUAGUAGUAGUAGUAGUAGUUAGUAAUAAUAUUCGCCGAGAAGAAGUCCCGAAGCGCGAAACGUAAAGUCCUUUUGUGUCUGUGUCUAUGUCUGCGUAUGUGUAUGCGUUGGGAUCGGCUUGUUUACUGAGGUGCAAAAGACCUACAGAG
Messenger RNA from Gamsiella multidivaricata, 2743 nucleotides. Its product is annotated as ras guanine nucleotide exchange factor domain-containing protein. The transcript is spliced from 5 exons. The coding region runs from base 121 to 2370 and encodes 749 amino acids. Lineage: Eukaryota; Fungi; Mortierellomycota; Mortierellomycetes; Mortierellales; Mortierellaceae. Gene Ontology annotation, cellular component: plasma membrane. Gene Ontology annotation, molecular function: guanyl-nucleotide exchange factor activity. Gene Ontology annotation, biological process: positive regulation of GTPase activity; Ras protein signal transduction. The record is from RefSeq and is a predicted model, not a curated record.